CAGACAAAUACUUCCGGGUGAAGCAAUUUUGCUGAAAGUGACAACAUGGUCGGUCCGUUUCCCAUCGUUAAACUUGGCUAUUUAGCAUUAAAACAAAUUAGUAAGCCACUUGCCAAUGCUUUAAAAAGUAGGGCCAAAUCAAGCCCUUUCUUUAGAAACUAUGUGUGUAUGCCACCUGCCCAGAUAUACCAUUGGAUGGAUGUCAAUGUAAGACUUAAAUUAAUGGGAAUGGGUAAAGCAACACAUGUUGAUAAACUCAGUGACUCCAUGGCAAUAGAACUAGGAGCAGAGAUGUUAGGAGAAUUCAUCUUAUUUACUUCAGCAUCAAUAAUACUUUAUAUGGAAUAUUCACGUUCUGCGGCAAAAGAAGAACUAAAAGAACAGGCAAUGUUACAAAAAGACUUAGAAUUAGAAAGACGUUUACAGGAAUUAGGUUUAAUAAGUGAAAUGCAGGAUGCUAAAAUAAGGGAAUUAGAAAGAACUGUUGGAGAUUUAGAUAGUAGAAAUCUUAGUUUAGCCAGCAAAUUAUUUGGUAAAUGAAAAUAUCGAUAGUUUACAAGUGUGUAUGUGUUGUAAGUAUAUAGAUGAUACUGCAUUUAUAAGUAUUUUGAAAUGGUUAUGUGAUUAUUUUUUUUAAAUAAAAUACCCAAACAAUCUCUUUUUUAAUAAAAUACCCAAACAAUCUCUUUUUUAAUAAAAUACCCAAACAAUCUCUUUUUUAAAUCAAAUAAAAUGUGUUGUAUAGACCAUUGAUAAUUUAUUAGUGAAACUGUCAAUAUAACAUGGGCUGAAAAUAACUUGCUACUAACUCUAGAAGCCAUUUAGUCCUUUUACUAAACUCAAAUUUUAUCUUAACUCUUGUUUGGACAGGAUUGAUUGACAUUGUAUAUAUUUUAGAUGGUUGGAUGAGGAAUUGAAAUUUGAGCAAAAAUGCAACUGAGUAAAAAUUAAUAUGGCCCCAAAUAAGUCAUUGUAAAGUCUCAAAGGGCCCAUUUCAAGAAGUACACAUAAAUCAAGUAUUUUACUCUACAACUCCUUUAUUGAACUUACAUGUAUGUAACUAUGAAAUAACAGAUCAAUGGCAAAUAGAUAUUACAAGAUCAUGCAUAAUAAAAAAAAAAACUAUAUUGUUAUGCUUAACCAUGCAAUAACUAGACAUGUUCAAUGUUAUUGCACACUAGUUUUAGUAGAAAUCAUAUAGAGAAGUGGGGUGGGUUUUCUGUGCAAUAACAAUAAGCAUGUUGAGCAGUUGUCAAUGUUACAAGUCAUUUAUAGCACGCUAUAAAUAUAACUUGUAGGCAUUUUAUGUUUCUAUUGAGUUUGUUUAUAGAAAUGUAAAACUUUAUGCCAUGUAUAAUACAUUAUAUGGAAUAACCUCUAGUUCCUAGAUAAAAAUUACUUCAUACCAGUCUGUACAACUUGAAAUUACUGCACCUGAGACUGCCUCAAACUACUGAAUCAGACGAUCUGGGGCAGUAUAUGGAACACUAGUAAAUGAUGGAUUUUUUAAUGGCUGUCAUGUUUGGAUUGAUGAUCAUAGCCCUUCAUUGACCACAGUCAUGACUCUCAAGUAUUAUGCCAUUUCCAUUAAUGCCUUUAUCUAGUUCACUGCAAAUGCUACUUGGGUUGGAAAAUACUAUAUUUUCGAAAAGCUUCAUAAAUGCCUAUUUGUAGCACAUUUAUGAGUUUAUUAUAUACAGUAGUUAGUUUUUAUAUGCCCACAUUUUCAUGUGGAGGUAUAUUGUUGUCGCCCUUGUCCGUCUGUCCCUCCACAAUUUGUUUGUGGACACUCUACAGGUAACAAUUUUUAUCCGAUUUGACGAAACUUGAAACAUAGGUCUAUCUCCCAAAGAUCUCGCUUCCUUUCGAUAUUGCCAUGUAUCAGACCUUAACUUCAUGGAUUAUGACCCCUGAUUGUACGAAAAAUCACAUUUUUAGCUUCUGGACACUCUAGAGGUCACAAUUUGAACUAAUUUUGAUGAAACUUGAAAUGCAUGUUUAUAACCCAAAUAUUGUGUUUCCUUUUGAAAUUCGCGCACAUCGGAUCGUAACUUCUUGAAUUAUGGCCCCUGAUUGUACGAAAAAUUGUGUUUUUAGAUUGUGGUCCCUUUAGAGGUCACAGUUUUUAUCUGAUUUAAAAAAACCUUUUAGUAUAUCACUGUUACACCCUAAUGAUGGUUGAGUUUGAAUUUCGUGAAAAUCAGACCAAAACUGCCGGACAAAAUGGCCACCCCUCGUAUGCAAACGGUGUAAAUAUAUGGUAUAUUAAGGUUGUGGGGUAUUGUUGACCCUCUAGAGGACACAAUUUUGAUCCGAUUUUGAGAAAACUUGAAAUAUAUCUUUAUAUUAUAAAGUUUAUAACCCAAAGAUCUUGGUCCCUUUCUAUAUUCUCGCACAUAUCGGAUCUUAACUUCUUGAAUUAUGGCCCUUGAUUGUACAAAAAAUCACUAUCCAUCUCUUGCUAAAUGUGGUCGUAUCCUGCCUGGCAGCCGCUGGUUAUGAACUGGAAUAAAAACACCAAAACAUUUACCUGAUAUAUUAUACAUGAAAGUAAACCAUGUCACUAGACAUGAUGGUUAUAUUUUUUGAAAAUUGUACGCCUCCAUUAGCUUUCGUCUUAAUUUUUACUUACCUAUAAAUAGAUUUAUUAACUGAUGGAAUAUGUGCAAAUGACAAAAUAUUUCUGCAGAAUUUUCGUAACUCUUGGUUUUGAUUACUGGUCAGCAAGUGUACUUAGUAGAAGAAUAGACAAAUCACCCAAUCUAUUAAAUUAGAGUCCAUAAUGGCCACUUUAUAUGAAUGAGUAUUUUGGGAAAUAAUAACCCUAAGGGGUAAAAGGUAAAUUGGAUCCAAGGGUUAGGGUUAUUAUUCCCCAAAAUACUCAUUUAUAUAAAGCAGAUAUUUUGGGCUCCAGAAAUUCCCGAACCUCCCUGGUACUGACCUACAAUUUCCAUCUUCCAAUGGUCGGAAGGAAUGCAAAAUUGGAUUUGUAUUCACUUUUGUUAACAGUCCACCCAGAAAAGCUGCUUCACAAUGUAACAUAUAUAUGCCCACCAGCAGCAGCUGACAAAACUACUGACCAAUAGAGACAGUAACCCUUUGAAAAAUCUUAGCGCAAGUCUGCAUUUCCAAAAAACUCCUGAGCAGGUAAUCUGACCUGUAGGGUGUAUGCAAGAUUUAUAGACAUAUGGAUGGACAACACUAUAUACUCCCACAUAGAAUGUGGGUGUAUGUGGGGACAAAAUAAAAUGGGCCAACUGCAUCUUUGUAGGCUACUAACGGUAUUUGAGUUAAACAUAUAUUAUGCAAGAGCUAAAUCUGCCUAUUGCAGUCUUUCUUUAGGCCUGAAGUGUUAUAUAAAUUAUUAAUUAGACAUUAAUUAACUUACCAAGACCAUAAUAAGCUCUUGAUGUCAUCGGAUGGCUCCUAUAUUUAGUAGAUUUGAAAAUGUUUUGUGGUUGAUGAAAUAACUGUAAAAUGGAUAGUCGAGACUUUAUUAUCGUAACAGCGGUAGUAAUCACAAUCGAUGCUAGACAAUAAUUUAUAUCCCCGAUAGCUUGGCUCAGAGUGAAGUAAUUUGACUGAAAUUUUCAGCAUAUUCUCAUUUCAUUAUCUUUUUUUUAACUAUUAUAGCGAGAACUGUCAGCUCUUUAUCUAAUCUUACAGCUUUAAUAAAGCAAAAGCAUAAUAACUCAAUCAUUUAUGACAGAUAACGGAUAAAACCUAGUGAUGGAGAAUUUCCAGAAUCAUAGUACCAUACUAAACUACAACAUAUUUAUCUAUUUAAAUUUAUUUUGGCAGCUUAUAGAAUUUUAUUUUGUAAGUACCUUGAAACAAAUUUUGACAUUCAUAAUAUAUAAUUAAAUAUGUUUAUGGAUGAUGUGACUGUGAUUUAUUAUGUAGUUAUAUAAAAUUAUGUAAUGUAGUAUGGACUUUGUAAAUAAAUGAGACAGUUUAAAAUUAUUGUUGACUUACUUGUC
Messenger RNA from Patella vulgata (common limpet), 3980 nucleotides. Its product is annotated as putative OPA3-like protein CG13603. The record is from RefSeq and is a predicted model, not a curated record. Gene Ontology annotation, biological process: regulation of lipid metabolic process. The transcript is spliced from 2 exons. Gene Ontology annotation, cellular component: mitochondrion. Lineage: Eukaryota; Metazoa; Mollusca; Gastropoda; Patellidae. The coding region runs from base 46 to 540 and encodes 164 amino acids.